This is a messenger RNA of Ruditapes philippinarum (Manila clam), 3177 nucleotides long. RefSeq names its product solute carrier family 25 member 16-like. Lineage: Eukaryota; Metazoa; Mollusca; Bivalvia; Venerida; Veneridae. Gene Ontology annotation, cellular component: mitochondrial inner membrane. Gene Ontology annotation, biological process: transmembrane transport. The transcript is spliced from 8 exons. The record is from RefSeq and is a predicted model, not a curated record. Bases 484 to 1443 code for a protein of 319 amino acids.
CAUUUUCAGAAACGUCUGGAUGAUACAGACUUUGGAAAGUUGGUGCUAUGCUACAAAUCAAAGUUUCUGACAUCCUGAUAUCAUUUGAAUUGUUAUAUCCCAUGUUUAUUGUUAUCAAAAAUUUGAGUUAAACUUUGAAAGAUAUCGGAACCUUGCUAACAUUUCUCCAUGAAACUACCCAGUCCCUAAUUUAGUAUGAUCACUUGACUCACGACACAAGUGAGUUGUGUGACUAAAAUUACAUGAAUUAUAUCUGCAUUUAUUGAACAUGUUUAACAUAAAUUGUUAGCCAUUUAAAUAUAUACCACCAUUCAUGCAGCAAACCAGUGGCAACCAUAUACGUAAUAUACACAACACAGUAACAGUGGUUUUUCCUCCAGCAUCAUUAGCUCAGCCAUCAAUUGUUAACUUUUGGACAUCAGAUGUUAGCUUUUUGUGUACUACAAAUUUUAUAAGCCGAAACAUGUUAACAUCCUAUGUGAAAUGGUAGCAGUUCCAGUCACUGGUGUGAAGAAGAAGCCAUCUGUUAUUUGCAAGACCUUACUUGCUGGAGGAAUAGCAGGAUGCUGUGCGAAAACUGUUGUAGCUCCCCUGGACAGAGUGAAAAUUCUAAUGCAGGGCCACAACAAGUUCUACAAAAAUACAGGAGUUUAUUUGUCUCUCACUGGUGUAUAUAACAAGGAAGGGUUCCAGGGUCUGUAUAAAGGCAACUAUGUACAGAUGGUGCGAGUGUUUCCCUAUGCUGCCAUACAGUUUAUGUCAUAUGAACAAUAUAGAGGGUAUUUACAAAGAAUUACUCAUCAUGAUCAUCAUCAUUUGGUCAAUCUUUGCUCAGGAUCUCUGGCAGGCAUGACUGCUGUUUUAGCAACAUACCCUCUUGAUGUGAUGCGAGCAAGGAUAGCCUUCCAGCUUAAAGAUGAGCGGAUAUACUUCGGUGUUCUUGAUACAGUUAAAACAAUAUCACAACAAGAGGGCAAGUGGGCAUUGUUUCGAGGUAUCGUACCCACUCUUCUUGGGAUGGUUCCCUACGGAGGAAUUUCUUUCUACACUUUCGAAACUACAAAAACAUUCCUCCUGGAUACGUUCCCAGAUAUUUUUGGCAGUCCAUGUCCGAAAAAUACAGGUGGACUGGUGCUUAUUUUGCCUGCAAAACUGUUGUGUGGUAGCAUGGCUGGAGCAACAGCACAGUCUAUUGUAUACCCUUUAGAUGUCGUCAGAAGAAAAAUACAGUUAUCUACCAUGUUAUGUGAACCUGACAAGUACACUGACAAGUCCUUGUGGUCCAUAUUAAAGACAAUAUAUCAUGAGCAUGGGAUAAAGAAUGGUUUAUAUCGUGGAAUUACUAUCAACUAUUUACGUGUAGUACCGAUGACGGCAGUUUCGUUCUCGGUGUUCGAGACAAUGAAGCAGUUACUCGGACUGGACACGGGUGUUUCUAGAUGAUACCAGUCCAUGAGUAGUCAUCAGAAUUGUUCAUCAUUCCAGCAUUCAACACUUACCUGUUAACCUACAGAAUUCCCAGAAUCUGCUUGUCUAACUUCCAUUUUUGAAACUGUUCAUUAUUGAUUUUAGGGGUAUGUAUUUUGAAAAUUUGGAAGUUGGUCAGCCACCAGUAUUGAGCUUUGUCAUCAGGCUCAGAUCUGACAUUUGUAGAGGUUGCAUACAUUGGUGCAGUUUGGUUUUAGCCAUGUAUGGCUUGAGUACAAGCUUAGGUUUUAGAAAUUAAGUUUAUAAGGUACAUAUUAUAGAGUUUUAAGAUAUCUAAACUUAUGUGACUAGCAAUAUCAGGUAAGCCAGCAUAUUGGUGCAAUCAGACCAUACUCUUAACACUAGGUUCUCAUUUUAGUUUUGUAAUACUACAAUCUCCCCGACAGGGACUUUGGAUUCUUUCAUGUGAGGAAGCUAUCCAGCUAGCUUACGGAACGUCGGUGGUUCUACUCAGGUGCCCGUGUGUGCCUGAAAUAAUGCACUGAAGGGCACCUGAGGUCUUCCUCCACCAGUAAAGCUGGAACAUCGCGAUAUGACCUAUACUGUGUCGAUGUGACGUAAAACCCAAAACAAACAAAACUACAGUCUCAUUCAAUCUCAGAAACUAGCAAACAAAAUAUUAUGCAAAUUGAGCAGUAUAAGAGUAUAAGUAACUAAAUCCCUUUUUGGAAGAGGAGAUUUUUUGUUAUUUAAAGAAAAAAAGUUGUGGUUUGCUUGUGACAUUGAUUAAGCUGCUGUUACGAAUUAACACAAAAACUAUGCAAAAUUUAAAACAUUUAUUCUCAGAGUUUUUGAUAAAGAAAGAUCAUUGUCAUUUUUGGUCAUUUUUAGCUCGACUAUUCGAUAAGAAUAAGUAGAGCUAUUGCAGUCACCCGAGCGUCGGCGUCGGCGUAACCACUUAUGUUAAAGUUUUUGUAAUAGUUCAAAUAUUUUCAAAGUCCAUUGACAUAUGGCUUUGAAACUUUGCACACUUGUUCACCAUCAUGACCCCAACCUGUAGACAGGAGGAGGUAACUCUAUCAAGCAUUUUGACAGAAUUAUGCCCCUUUUUCGACUUAGAAUUUACGUUAAAGUUUUUGUAAUAGUUCAAAUAUUUCAAAGUCCAUUGACAUAUGGCUUUGAAACUUUGCACACUUGUUCACCAUCAUGACCCCAACCUGUAGACAGGAGGAGGUAACUCUAUCAAGCAUUUUGACAGAAUUAUGCCCCUUUUUCGACUUAGAAUUUACGUUAAAGUUUUUGUAAUAGUUCCAAUAUUUUCAAAGUCCAUUGACAUAUGGCUUUGAAACUUUGCACACUUGUUCACCAUCAUGACCCCAACCUGUAGACAGGAGGAGGUAACUCUAUCAAGCAUUUUGACAGAAUUAUGCCCCUUUUUCGACUUAGAAUUUACGUUAAAGUUUUUGUAAUAGUUCAAAUAUUUUCAAAGUCCAUUGACAUAUGGCUUUGAAACUUUGCACACUUGUUCAACAUCAUGACCCCAAUCUGUAAACAGUAGGAGGUAACUCUAUCAAGCAUUUUGACAGAAUUAAGCCCCUUUUUCGACUUAGAAUUUACGUUAAAGUUUUUGUAAUAGUUCAAAUAUUUUCGAAGUCCAUUGACAUAUGGCUUUGAAACUUUGCACACUUGUUCACCAUCAUGACCCCAACCUGUAAACAGGAGGAGGUAACUGUAUCAAGCAUUUUUUUU